AUGGUCAAGCAUUGCCCAGGGGUAGAGAACAAGGUAGCUGAUGCUCUUAGCCGAAGAAUCCACGUUCUCAACACCUUAACGGUUAAUGUCAUGGGAUUUGAUAGGCUCAAGGACGAGUACACUUCGUGUCUUGACUUUGGCAUCAUUUAUGAUGAGGUUAAAGAUGGCAACCGCCAAGAUCAUGUGAAUUUCCUGAUCGAUGAUGGCUAUCUGUUCUGUGGGUCUAGGUUGUGUAUUCCCCUCAUGUCACUGCGUGAUUUUCUUGUUUGGGAAUUACAUGCGGGGGGACUAGCUGGACACUUCAGUAUUCAGAAGACUACGGCCAUGGUUGAAGACAGGUUCUACUGGCCUUCCCUUAAGCAUGAUGUUGCUCGAAUCCUUUCCUAG
This is a messenger RNA of Neltuma alba, 387 nucleotides long. RefSeq lists its product as uncharacterized. The record is from RefSeq and is a predicted model, not a curated record. The transcript has a single exon. NCBI's taxonomy places the organism in Eukaryota, Viridiplantae, Streptophyta, Magnoliopsida, Fabales, Fabaceae. Bases 1 to 387 code for a protein of 128 amino acids.